UUGUAAGCACACACAUAUAAAUACAGUACAAGAGACCCAGAAGAAGAUGGGCCGAGUUGGGCUUAUUCACAUUUAAUGUUAUCUCCACGCGCGUAAUCACAUCAGUUGAGAGAUAACGGCGAAGUCUAAUUCGAUCGGAGCUGGAGUUGAUGCUCGGCGACGAUGGAGAAAAACGUCGAGAAGAUGCUGAACAAAGUAUCAGUCGUGUUCUUAAGCAUCGGAACAGUGAUAAUGGUGAUUAUGAUUCUCCAGACGCCGAAAACUUGUAUUUCACCAGAAGCUCCGUCGAAACCUCAUACGCAUUUCCCGAGAUCCACCUGCGAUUCAUCGCCGCGCCAGCAUCUUCCUCUUGCCAAGAAGAACGCUCGAGUCUGGUCAUCGAAAGCUUGGAAAUCACGUCUCUCUUCCUUCUCUGAUUACUUCCUUCGAUUUCGCGAUCUCGGAUUUCUUCAAAAUCACACCAAAGCUCUCUGUCUCUCCGCCGGCGCAGGGCACGCUCCGAUGGCUCUUUCUCAGAUCGGAUUAGCUGAUGUAACGGGCAUUGAGUUGGUCGAUUCGAUUCCUCUUGUGAAAAGAGCUGAUCCUCAUAACCUUCCCUUUUUCGACGGUGUUUUCGAUUUUGCAUUCACCGCACAUCUCGCUGAAGCUCUGUUUCCGUGGCGGUUCGUGGAGGAGAUGGAGAGGACGGUGCGACACGGCGGGUUUUGUGUGGUUGCGGUUGAUGAAUGUGGCGGAGACGAUGUUAGAGAUAUUUCUAAGUUUUUCACUAAAUCGAAGGUUGUUGAUGUUGCUAAUGUAACUCUAGAAGGAUCCAAAAGGACUAGUAUACUAUUCAAAGUUCAAGACUCUCCUACAUAAGAGGAGAUUCAAUAAAUAUGUGGUUUUAUUUGUUCAAAAAGACCAUUUUUGCUUUGAAUGCUAUAGAGCAACACAGUUGACUGAAGCUGCAAUGUUUAUUGCGAAUUCGAGAUAAAUAAAUCUCUUCGAAGUUGGCUUCUGAUCUAAAAAAUUCUUAGGAAUCUUGGAGCUUUGGAAACAAGUAACAACUUUUGAAGAGUUUGGUGGGUGGGGUAACAUGCAUCUGUGUCGGAGGCUGAGGUUCUUGCUUCAAUCUCUUUAGAGGUCAAAUGUACUAUUGGAGCUAAGCAACAUAUCAUCGACUCGAUUGGUCAUUUUGUAUUCAGGAAAAUAAUUAGUUCUGAUCGGUGAAUAUCAUGUACAAACAGAUUUUUUUAUUUUUUUUUCUUUUAGGACUCCUAAAGAUUAUGUGCAUAUAUAUUUUAUUACAGUUUUAAUUGUAUAUAUUGCAUUGAAAUUGAAAAAGGUUGGUACAAACAGAGACUAACGCAACAAAACACCCAAGCUUUUCUAUAUAAGCUGCUGCAACGUGUACUUUACCAUACAGAUUUGGAAAAAGCAAAACAAA
Molecule: messenger RNA, 1426 nt
Organism: Capsella rubella
Lineage: Eukaryota; Viridiplantae; Streptophyta; Magnoliopsida; Brassicales; Brassicaceae
Exons: 2
Coding region: 163-858 (231 amino acids)
Molecular function (GO): S-adenosylmethionine-dependent methyltransferase activity
Source: RefSeq, a predicted model, not a curated record